AUGCGCCUCCCACGCCCCGCGCCCUUCGUUUGCCGCGCAUGCACCCGCUCUCUCCGCGCGACGAGCAGCCCCAGUGCGCACCUGGCUCGCGACUUUCUCAACGCUAGGACUUACGCCACUGCCCGCGAUGGCCGGCCCCUCCGCCUCGCCGUCAUCGGCUCCGGGCCUGCAGGCUUCUACUCGGCCUACCGCGUGAUGUCCAGGGUGCCGGAUGCCGUCGUCGAUAUGUACGAGCGUCAGCCUGUCCCCUAUGGCUUGGUCCGCUUUGGUGUCGCUCCAGACCACCCGGAGGUCAAGAAAUGCCAGGAGAAGUUCGAGGAAGUCGCUGCGUCGCCGCGCUUCAACUUCAUCGGAAACGUCCAGAUUGGCCACCACCUGCCGCUCACUCGCUUGACCCAGCAUUACGAUGCCAUUCUGUUCUCAUACGGCGCCUCGAUGGACAAGGAAUUGGGCAUCUCAGGCGAAGAUCUGGAAGGCGUAUACUCUGCUCGCGCGUUUGUAGGCUGGUACAACGGGCUGCCGGAAUAUUCCAACUUGGACCCAGUGCUAGACAUGGGCAAGGACGCCGUCGUCGUCGGCCAAGGAAACGUCGCUCUCGACGUUGCACGAAUACUGCUGAGCAACGUGGAUGAAUUGAGGAAGACGGACAUCGCCGAGCACGCUUUGGAGAAGCUCUCCCGCAGCAAGAUAGAUUCCGUUCGCAUCGUCGGCCGCAGAGGACCCAUGCAGGCUGCCUUCACCAUCAAAGAAAUCCGGGAGCUCUUCAACCUCCCCAAUGUCUUCUUCAAGCCCAUCCCCUCGGAUGCAUUCCCGCCCGCAGACUACAAGCUCAACCGUCAGAUGAAGCGCCUCACGAAGAUCCUCCAAGAAGGCUCCCCCAACGGGGCCCCUCCCCCAGACCUCUCCCCCGCCCAGAAGCAAUGGUCCCUCGACUUCAACCUCUCGCCCACCUCGUUCAACGCCGGCACCGCCUCCGCCUCCGCCUCGGCCCCCCGCAUCGCCAGCGCCACCUUCCAACACACGGCCUUCAUCCCCGACAGCGACCCCUUCGACCGGGCCGCCCGCGUCGUGUCGUCCGACCGAACCACCACCUUCCCCGCCGCCAUCGCCUUCCGCUCCGUCGGCUACAAGUCGGAGCCGCUCCCCGAAUUCCGCACGCUCGGCAUCCCCUUCGACUACUACAACGGCAUCAUCCCGCACGACCGGCUCGGCCGCAUCGCCGCCGAGGGCGGGCACCUCGCCGGCAUGUACGUCGCGGGCUGGGUCAAGCGCGGGCCGACGGGCGUCAUCGCCAGCACGAUGGAAGACGCGUUCGUGACGGCGGACUCGAUCGUGGACGAUUGGAAGCGGGGGGCGAUGUUUUUGGAGGGCGAUGCGCGAGGGUGGGAGGUGUUGAAGGGGGAGGUGGUGGCUGGGGCGAGGCCGGUGAGCUGGGAGGAUUGGAGGAGGAUCGAUGGGGUGGAGAGGGAGAGGGGGAGGGAACGCGGGAAGGAGAGGGUGAAGUUUGUGACGAGGGAGGAUAUGUUGAGGGUGCUUGAUGGGUAG
Molecule: messenger RNA, 1545 nt
Organism: Diplodia corticola
Lineage: Eukaryota; Fungi; Ascomycota; Dothideomycetes; Botryosphaeriales; Botryosphaeriaceae
Product: ferredoxin-nadp+ reductase
Exons: 3
Coding region: 1-1545 (514 amino acids)
Biological process (GO): ubiquinone biosynthetic process
Cellular component (GO): mitochondrion
Source: RefSeq, a predicted model, not a curated record